CUUGAGUAUGUGAUAUUGCUUUUAAUGUCUUGAACGCUUAAAAAAAAAAGAUUUCCAAUAUGGUUGAAGUCACAAGAUCAAAUUUUAACGAAAUUUUCCCAUCAGUAGAACAAUCUAUAAAAAAUGCUUCUUUUAUAGCUAUUGAUACUGAAUUUACUGGCUUACAUCUAGGCCCAUCAAAUGAUAACAAUCUUUUUGACAAUUUGCGGGAAAGAUAUACGAAACUCCUGUGUCGAGCAGUUAGCUUCAUACCAUGUCAGAUUGGUCUAUCUACAUUUACCAAGUGUUUAAAUGAAAACAGUUAUUCUGUUGAAACUUUUGUAUUUUACAUUCGUCCUUGUAUGGUUGGUAGUAUUGACAGGAUAUUUAUGUGCCAAGCUUCUGCAUUGGACUUUCUGAGUGGAUAUAACUUUGAUUUUAAUAAGUUUAUUCAGGAAGGAAUCCCAUACUUAAAUGAAAAUGAAGAGAUACAAGUUCGUCAGAAGCUUGAAGAUGGAACAAUAUGUUUGCCCCAUGAAAAAUUACAAGAUCCAAGACAUCAAGUGAAACUAAAUGAUGUAAUUGACAGAACAUUUAAAAAAACUAAAAACAAGCCUGACAUUUCAAAAGAACGAAUAACUCUUCCCAUUGAUAGAAGAUCGCAUGUGUAUUUCCAGUUGAAUGAAAUUAGACGUAAAUUUCCAAAAUGUUGGGCAUAUGUUGAGAAUGAUUUGAUAGUUAUAAAAGCAGUUUCUCCUGAAGAAAGGAAAAAAUUAGAAGAAUGUAAAGCUGAAGAACAAGAAAAGGUUCUAGAUUAUUUUCUUGGUUUUACAAAAGUUUUUAGAUUGCUUAAAAAGUGCCAAAAACCGAUUGUUGGACACAAUCUUCUUAUGGAUCUGAUGCUUUUAUAUCAUAAUUUUCAUCAAAAUUUGCCAGCUACCUAUGAUAAAUUUAAGAAAGAAUUGCACAGUGUCUUUCCUGUUAUAUACGAUACAAAGCAUAUCUGGCUCAAUAUAAGAGAGGUACAGGAGUUUAAAAGAUUUGCUGCAAAUUCAGCUUUAACAGCCUUGUAUGAACUUUUAAAAAGCCCACCUGAUUAUUUAAAUACACUGUAUUCACCUGGUAUUUUACCUUCUAACUGCCAAAAAUAUGUUGUUGGAGAUUUUGUACACGACUCGGGAUAUGAUGCAUUUAUUACGGGAUAUGUCUUUUUGAAAAUAUGCCAUGUUUUGGCAAUUGAAAAAAUUUCGCCACCUGUUUGGGUUAAACCACAGACUUUUAAGCAGCAUUUAGAUGCCAUUUCACCAUUUGUAAAUAAAGUGAAUUUUUCAUACUUCCAAUUGAAAUAUAUUAAUUUGGAUGGUGCUGAUCCAGAGCCACAACAGCCCGGUUAUUUAUACAUUUCUCCUAAGACUUGGACCAGAACUUUGACUCGUGAAGAGUUACUCAUGCGUUUCAGUAAACAUCACACUCUUGAAUUCAAGUUCAUAAAGGGACGAAGAGCAGCUUUAGCGGUCGUUCAGAAUGUUUACAUGUACAAUAGAAUUUUGAAGGAAUUUAAAGAUGAUCCUGAUAUCAUUGUCGAAAAAUACAAUUUCCUUAGACAUUCGCCUUAUGUCAACGGAAUUGUUUGGUUGACAGCUCUAACAUCUGGGUGUCUGAUUGCUACUUGGAUUUGGAAAUCUAUUUAAUGUCUCUGUUUGUUCUGAAUAUUUAACCCAUUUAUGCCCAAUGUAAUUUAAGGCCUAGAUCUUGGCAAAUUUCUUUUAAAUUAUAUAAAACUAUAUUAACAUAAUUGUAAAUACCAAAAUUUUUAAAGAUUUAUAAAAAAAAUGAGGAUAUUGGGCAUUGAUAGGUUAAUGCACAAUGUAAUUUUAAACAUAAGGAAUUUUUUUGUAUUUAUAAUUUUUCUGUAUUUAUAAUUUUUAUUUUUAUAAUUUUUCUAUUGAAGAUUUUAAAUGUAGUGUGUGUGAUGUUUUUGAAAUACAAAAAAAAGAAUUUCAUAAAAAUGUUGUUGAAUAAUGUUUUUUCAAAAUGUUGCUAUUGGAAAUCAACUUCAACAGUUAAAUGCUUUUUUAUUAAAAAAAAACAGUGAAACUUAGUGAAGUUAAUUCAAUUUUAUAUAUAAACUUUUCUAAUUUUGCAAUAAUGUACCUGGAUUUCAUAAAAUGUUUGUUUCAAUUUACAUGCCGACUUUUAAAUAACAUACUGGAGUUUCCUCAAGAUAAAAAAACCUUUUUACUUUUGAAUUACCAAAAUGAUUCACAAAUGGAAAAUAUUCUAUGAAAGUUUUUUAAAUUUUACAAUCUUUAUCUAUAUUAUCUUCAUGAAGAUUUGAAUUUUCAUAUGUAAUUUGCUGGUAGCAUUCGUUUUAACAGAUAAAUUCUAUUUGCCGCGACGUGAAAGAUUAAUGCAAAUUUGAAUAGUUAAUCCAACAUAUUACAGCAUGAUAAAGUAUAGCCUUUAUUUGUCUAUCUUUAUUUUUAAAAUUUUAUUCCUCAUUUUAUACAACAUUAAUAACAUGCACACACAAUUACAUUUUAUUGUUUCAACGCGUGUGUGCCCAGUAAUGAAAGUUGCUAAUAUAUUUUUUAUAUAUAUUACAUUAAAAUUUAAUAAGUCAGAGAAAAAAAUUGACAUUAGUAAAAAGAUCUUUUUAACUUUAAAGUGGUAUGUAAAUAAGUUUUGUACAUUAAUAUUGAAGAAAAACGUUAAAGAUUUGAUUAUUUUAAGAUUAAAGUUUUUAAAACUUUUCUUAUUGAGUACUUACUACAAAGGAAAUAAUUGCUUACUGAAUUUGGUAACUUGAAUUUCUGCAUCUGACUGUGUAGAAUGUCCAGAAUGGUUUUUUUUAUCAUGUAUAUGUCACUUGACGCAAUUUAUAAUUUGCUUGUGUGUGUAAUAGUACUGUGUUAAAAUGCGCCAAAUUUUGUAUAUAUUCUUGUGAAUUGCAAUCUGUAUCGUUUACAUUAAAACUGAUUCUAAUUGAAAUUUUCACGUUUAAAAAAUACAAGCGUUCACCAAGGAAAAACUAGUGGUCAGUUCUUAUCGAGGACGAAUGUGGUCACAAGAAGACAAGACAAAGUUCUAUAUAAACAAUAUUUCAACUUUCAGUUUCGAAUUUAAAGAUUCUUAACAUCAAAUAAUAUAAGCGAAAUUAAAAUCGAAAAAACUUACACCAAUACAACGAAUGCAUUCAACUAUGCAAUUAUAAAUAUUUGUGAAUGAAUGGCAAUUCUGAAGAAAGACAAGUAAAAAUUGCAUAGCUGUAACUCUGGGAUUUUUUUUUUUAUAUAAGUGGUAAAUCUCUGAACGAACUAGUCUUUCCUAUUGGAGAAACUCUUUAACCCUUUAUAACGUUUUUUUUUCUUCCCAACUGAUUUUUUUAAAAAAUAAUUAUUACAUAUAAAUCUAUUAAAUGAGAUAUAGUUUCGGUUUAGAUACCAUGAUUGGAGAAAAUAUGUAAAAUUUAUAUUGCUUGAGAAUCUUUGCAAAAGAUGGUAUUUUUAUAUUAGCAGUAUUACUACUACCUAUGUGUCACUGAUUCUCAACUACCACCAAAUGAUGCCCCCAAACACAAUCCAUAUUCGAGGAGAGCCAAUCGAUUCAUUUUUGCAUGCAGUUAUUAUCCUGCUGAUGGAUAAGAGGCGCGGGGGGGGGGGGGGGUCGUGGCUUCGAACGUAUUAAUACCGAAGUGCUUUUUGAAGUAAACUUUCGACAUGUAAAUUCUAUUCUUUUAUAUAAUACAGUCCUUAAAAGUUAAAAAAGAUCGAAAUAGAUUUUUUUUAAUGAAAUUAAAAUUAAAACCUUCUUUAAAAAAAUUUCAAAAAAAAAAGAUUAAGAUUAUAAUAACGGUCGUCAUCGAUUGAUCAAUUUUUAUCGAUUGGUUUGAUAUAAAAUAUUGCAUUGCAGCCAGUACUAAGAAUUGAAUUUUUGUAUAUAUUUCAUUUUGAUUUUUGUAUAUGAUUCAUUUGAAUGAUUAUUUUUAUGUAAGUGCUUUGAUUGUCAUGAAAAGUUUUGUAAUUAUUUAAAAUGUGGAA
Molecule: messenger RNA, 4019 nt
Organism: Argiope bruennichi
Lineage: Eukaryota; Metazoa; Arthropoda; Arachnida; Araneae; Araneidae
Product: poly(A)-specific ribonuclease PNLDC1-like
Exons: 23
Coding region: 60-1670 (536 amino acids)
Biological process (GO): nuclear-transcribed mRNA poly(A) tail shortening
Cellular component (GO): cytoplasm; endoplasmic reticulum
Molecular function (GO): poly(A)-specific ribonuclease activity; RNA binding
Source: RefSeq, a predicted model, not a curated record